AUGUCAGUGGUGAUAAAUAUCAAUGAUAAGGUUCCGACGGAAGAACACGCAGUGAGAGUGUGCGUGUGCCGUGUCCCGAAAUCCUUGAGUUGCGGCAAACCAGAAGCUUUCGUCCCUCACUUUCUGGGCCUUGGACCCUACCAUCAUAACCGUUUUGACCUCACCAUGACAGAUGAACUCAAGUUAGCUGCAGCAAUGAGGAUCCGCAAACACGCCUUCGAAAUCCGCGUCUCCGAUGUUCAACCUUUCUAUCACCAAGAUGCCUUCAACUCCUUUUACUACAAGGACGAGAAGCUCCUCCAUGAUAUCACCGUCGAUGGAUUAUUCUUGCUGGCUUUACUUGAGAGGAGUGUUGAUGCGCAACCUCAACAAGACCGUUACUUCUUAACGGGAAAACACGGCAUGCCCCUGGUAAACGCUUUUGGUGUAGAGUUAACCAUGGACGCUAUCAUCAGGGACGUUUUCAAGCUCGAGAACCAAAUUCCCACUCAUGUUCUUGAGCAGAUCAACCAAGUCAGCUGCCAAGACCAAGUUCACUCACAGGAUUUCGGGGCAAAAAUGCUAAGUUUCUGUCAAAACCACUGUCCACUCGUCAACUCGGAAAAACUCUCCGAAAAAGCAGAAAAGCAUGAUCAUUUGUUGGAUCUUAUGUACAAUUUGGUAGCACCUAAGCCUCCUCAGCCAAAGACAGAGAAGACUGAGAAAACCAAGUCUAUUGCUAAGCCCAAUGGUAAGGACAAGGUAGAGAGUCCAGAAAAAGAAAAGACUGUGAAGCCCGAGUCUUCAGCUAAGUCGAAGGAUAAUAUAGACAACGCAGAAAACCCAGACAAAGAGAAGAUUGCGAAGCCCGAAUCUUCGGUUAUCUCCGAGGGUAAUACGGACAAUGCAGAAAGCCCAGAUAAAGAGAAGUCUGCGAAGCUCGAGUCUUCGGGUAUGCCGGAUGGUAAUACGGACAACAAAGCAGCAGAGAGCCAAGUUGAGAGCGAUAAUGGGACACAAAACAGAUGCUGUUCCAUAUGCUUUAACAUAAUUGUGUUUAUCGGGGUCGUAUGCCUUCUUUUGUGGUAUUUGGUUUAUUUUAUCUCGCUACCAAUUUUUUGGGUCUUACGUUUUCUAUAUGGUAUACUUAAAAUGGUGUCGUCAUUUUUUGUGAAACUGUCAACUUCCUGUCUCAGUAUGGUUGAUAGCCCUAUUGAUGUACUACCCCAGUCUCAAAAAGACAAAUUGUCACCGUUCCUCGAAAAGGUUAAGCAAACAAAUGACAUACUGAAGGAAUUCUCGGGGAAAAAGGAUGCAGGACCCGCAGUAACAAUCCCAUCCGUUACAGAACUCAAUGAUGCUGGGAUCCACUUCGAACCCGCGAAAGGUGGCAUCGAAGACCUUAAAUUCAGCGCGGUAACCUGUAAAUUCUCUUUGCCAGUUAUCAAAUUGGAUGGGAACUCAGAAGUGAUAAUGAGAAACUUGAUGGCCUACGAGUCAUUGACUAGACCCACCUACUUAAUCUUCUCAAGGUACGUUGAAAUAAUGAGAGCUAUUAUAGACACUCCUGAGGACGUGCAUCUGUUGGUUGAAAACAAAAUAAUCAUUGACACUGAGCUCAGUAAUAAAGUGGUGGCGGAUCUUUUCAAUGGGAUGAGCACAUCCAUUAGACCUACCAACACUCCUGAACUGGAAAUAGAGAUUAAGAAAGUCAACGCCAAGUUCGAGAGUAGCCAGUGGCUACAGAAGAUGGUGGAGAAGUACGUGUAUUCUUCAUGGAAAAUCCUGACAGCUAUUGCGGCUCUUUCAUUUUUGGUUCUGACGGCUGUGCAAACCUACUGCUCUAUUUACGCCUGCUCUUCUCGUUCCGCCUCAUACCUUGGCAAUCUGCCUCCAGAUUCUGGUCAUGGUUUCAUAAGUUCUAUGUAA
Molecule: messenger RNA, 1908 nt
Organism: Sphenostylis stenocarpa
Lineage: Eukaryota; Viridiplantae; Streptophyta; Magnoliopsida; Fabales; Fabaceae
Source: the annotation of a GenBank genome assembly